Cuscuta campestris is the source of this 619-nucleotide messenger RNA. Lineage: Eukaryota; Viridiplantae; Streptophyta; Magnoliopsida; Solanales; Convolvulaceae. The record is from the annotation of a GenBank genome assembly.
CAGCACCACCUCCGCCCUCGAAAUCAAAAAAAGGUUUUGCCAGAAUAGUCGGUGGCUUCUUGCAAAGAAAGGGAAGCGUGCCCAGUCUUCGACGAGUUCAAGUGGUACAACAGUAAGCUCGCACAACGAACUUGCUAUGUACCAGGGUGUGCCAUGCGAUUACGAUGAAGACGAUGUGGAUUUUGACGUGCUCGGAUGGUGGAAGCGGAACGAACACAUGUUCCCAUGUCUCGGCAUGCUAGCAAGACAAGUGUUAUCCGUUCCGGUAUCAACCGUAGCAGUUGAACGAGAAUUCAGUGCUGGCGGCAACAUUCUAACCGACUUUCGAAGUUGUCUUAGCGCUGAAUCUCUUGAAACACUUGUUUGCAACCAAGAUUGGCUCUUGGCAAGACGUCGAGCUCAAGAGUCUACGUACCAACUCGAAUCGGAGCAUUACAUGAAUGCAACAACAGAUGAAAGUCCGAGUUCUGAAGAAUAAGUUAUAAUUUUUUUUGUUAAUGUAAAUAUGUAAUUAGUUUUUUUAGGUGAGCGAUAUAUAAGCUCCUUCGAGGAUUUCUUUACGUUUCUUUACCUUGUCGCUUUUUUUGAACCGUCAGGAUAUUAAAUGUGGUUGUUCUUC